GGUUGAGGGGGAUGAAUUUGGCGCCUGUCUGAUUUUCAAUGGGUGUAAAAAGAAGAAAAAAAAUGACAAUCAAGUGGCUUAAAAUACUCCAUCAAGCCAACGUGUGUUUUGUAAAUCGGCAGAAAUUGACCAUGUGGCCGGACAGAAACGGUUCAUAAUAACCAUCCACUUGAAGCCUGAAGGAUGUGACUAGUCAUACAUAAAAGGCUCUCAUAGACAGACUCGGGACCUCCUAAAAUUUCACUCUUUAUAAAGACCGACUGGUCCUCAAUAAUUCAUUCAAUUUUCCUAUCUGCUCGAACCUCACAUUAUUUCUCAUACCAAAAUGGCUCAGAAGGUGGUCCUGAAAGUGCUAACCAUGACUGAUGACAAGACCAAGCAAAAAGCCAUAGAAGCUGCUGCAGAUAUCUUUGGGGUUGAUUCAAUCGCGGCGGAUCUAAAGGAUCAGAAGCUGACAGUGAUAGGACAGAUGGAUGCAGUGGCAGUGGUGAAGAAGUUGAAGAAAGUAGGCAAAGUGGACAUAGUAUCAGUUGGACCUGCCAAAGAAGAGAAGAAAGAAGAAAAGAAAGAGGAAAAGAAGGAAGAGAAAAAAGAGGAGAAGAAGGAAGAGAAGAAAGAGGAAAAGAAAGAAGAAAAUAAGGAAGAGAAAAAAUAAUAAUUAUAAAAAAAAACCCUUCAUCUAAACAAAUCAUGCUUGGUUCUCCUUGUAUGUGUGUUGUAGAAAUAAGCUUUUGAGAAUUGCAGGGGUAGAAUUUCUUGAAGUCCCUGUCUGAAAAAUAAGUUAAUUCAAGCACAAUUACUGAGCAAUGUGAAAGGGGUUUUGAUUUAGGAUAGUCGGCAUCAUAGCAGAGUAUAAUUAGACGGUUGAUUGAUAGAUGAGAUAAUGUAAUCUUUAGCUUCUAAUCAAAAUUAAUCUAUGCAGAUGAAGUGUCAGAGAUUCA
Durio zibethinus is the source of this 941-nucleotide messenger RNA. RefSeq names its product heavy metal-associated isoprenylated plant protein 39-like. Gene Ontology annotation, molecular function: metal ion binding. The record is from RefSeq and is a predicted model, not a curated record. Lineage: Eukaryota; Viridiplantae; Streptophyta; Magnoliopsida; Malvales; Malvaceae.